AGACGGAAGUUCGUUUUGGUAUUGUGUUGAUAUAAACACGUAAAUAUAUAUAUAUAUAUAUAUAUAUAUAUGUACGUAGAUUCAUGUUUAUGCUGAUCGUAUAUCUCUUGUGUUGUUCGUACAUUCAGUUGAUGUUUUUCUACUGCGUCGGCAAAGUUUUGCCGGAAAUGAUGUAGCUUUUUAGAAUCAGAAAGUGACCGAUCAUCCAAAAGUUACAUUGAUGGGACGAAUUCGUGUGGUCAGCUGAUGAGAAAACAUGGACACAUUGUCUAGCCACAGCUCAUACCUCCUCCAGCAAUUGCAAGAGCAAAGGAUACAGGGAUUACUCUGUGACUGCAUGCUGGUGGUCAAAGGAGUAUGCUUCAAGGCCCACAAAAACGUCCUGGCUGCAUUUAGUUCCUAUUUCAGGUCCUUGUUCCAAAAUUCGCCAAGUCAGAAAAAUGACGUAUUCCAGUUGGCCAUUCAAGAUGUUGGGGGAAUCGGUCAGAUACUGGACUACAUGUAUACCUCCCACCUGGAUGUCAAUCAAGACAGUGUGAAGGCCUUAUUGGAUAUUGCCCAGUACUUGCAGGUCCCCAACGUACAGAACAUGUGCAGCACAUACCUUAAACCCUCUCUUCCAGGUGUGGAGAACCCAUCAUUCUCUCUGUCCAGCGCCCUCACCUCUGAUCAUGACUGCCUCCUUGAAACAGGUCUUUCUCAAGAUGUAAACAUCCAUUGCCCUUCUACGGAAGCCCAAAAGUCUGUUUAUGGCAGUGGUGAUAUUGACCAUAACAAGAGACUGCCUAUCACAGUGCCUCAGGGUACUGCUACCGAGACAACAGGAAAUGCUCAGGCCACUCCAGAGAAGCAACUGGUCCAUGGGUACAAGCUACGCAACUUUUAUAACAAGCAGUACAAACAGAGGGCCAACACUGAAGGCCAAGGUCCUCUGGUGGUCCUCGAAGUGCAGCAGUUAGAAUUUGGGGUCACCCAACCUGGGAGUAUACCUGUCUGUUCUGGGAAUACAGUUCAGUCAAACCCUCCAUGUCCUCCAACGCAAAUUGAAAAGAGUUUUAAUUUGAGCAUGCCCUCUUUAGAAACUUUAGCCACUCCUAACUCUGAAGGAAUGGACUCUGCAGUCAACAAGCUAGUACGGCCGAAAAAGCCUGUGUACUUGAAGAAAUAUAAUUACCUGCGGUCCCAGAAGGCCCUAGAAGAGAUGUGUGUCGAACCAAUCUCUGAGCCAGUUUUCAGCACCAAAGAGAAGCAAGAUAAUCCAUUGGCCCAUGAUGAACUUCCAGAAGUCAGUGUCGACUGCCUCGCUGUAGAAGGUAAAGUGGUGUUGGAGUCAGUGAUAAACACUCAAGUUUCUAGUUCCCCGACUGCUGAUCAAGAGGAGCCUAAUUCAAAAGCCGUCAAUGACGUUGCUGAAGUGGCAGGACAUAAGGAGUACUGCUGUAUUAUCUGUGGGAAGAUCUUUAAACACCCGAGCAACCUUGAGCUUCACAAGCGGUCUCAUACAGGUGAAAAGCCAUUUCAGUGUAAUAUGUGCGGGAAAAACUUUUCACAGGCAGGUAACUUGCAAACACAUUUGCGGCGACACUCUGGAGAGAAACCGUACAUCUGUGAACUCUGUGGGAAAAGUUUUGCUGCCUCGGGUGAUGUCCAGCGACACAUGGUGGUGCACACAGGAGAUAAGCCGCAUCUGUGUGAUAUAUGUGGACGUGGAUUCAGCAACUUCAGCAACUUGAAGGAGCAUAAAAAAACCCACACUACAGAUAAGACGUUCACAUGUGACCAGUGUGGAAAAUCUUUCAACAUGCAGAGGAAGUUGUUGAAACACAAGGUCCGACAUUCUGGAGAGAAGCCACAUCACUGUGAUACCUGUGGGAAGCGCUUUAUCGGCUCAGGUGACUUGCAGCGACACGUGCGGUCACACACUGGCGAAAGGCCCUACAUCUGUUCAUGCAGCAAGAGCUUCACUCGUUCUGCGCUUCUGAGGAGACACAGUAUGCACUGCAAAGGGACCACAGAUUCCAGCCCAGCCGUAGCGGUCUACAAAAAGCCAGGUUGUUCGAACGGUCCUCUAUUCCCCAAACUGUCCCGUCAUAGCAAACUGCGUACCACUACCGCCGAGCAGCCUUUCCCCGGAAUUAUGUCCCACCCGACACUGGACAAGUCCUCACCAUCACCAACACAUGUAGAAUCUCCAGAUCUCAGCAUGCACCGUGGCGCCCCACCUACCUCAAACACUCUCCCAGAACUGCAGUCCUUUGUCCCCCAUCACCUCCUCUCUUCCUCUCAGCAGGACAAGUGCCUCCCUCCCCCCCCCCAACACCCACCAGAACUUCUAAAGUCCAAACCUCAUCUACCUCAAGAGGGCGUCUAUGGCCCUUAUUUGGAAAAUGGAGCAGCAGGGUCGAUGCAGGCGGGUCCAGUGACUCGAGGAGGGAUGGGGAAGCAUUACUUACCUGAACCGGAUAAUACCUGUGGACAACCAGUGGCAAACAGGCCCACUGGUGCACACAAUAGGACCCACGAAGGGCAGUUUUUCUCUAGUGUGACACUGUGGGGUUUGGCAAUGAAAACACUGCAAAAUGAUAAUGAUAUGGAGUGAAAUGUGGGUGAUGUUCAUAGGGGUGCAUCCUAAUUGUACAGUGUAGCCUGUACUUGUUUUACAGAGGACUCUUAAUGUAAUAAUGUUGCGGUAGCAUUUAUUUUUUGACAUUAAUGGUCGUAGUUGGUCAUUUCUGGCACCUCUGUCCACCACUACAGUAAAUGGAACACAAUGUUGUAAUAUUAAAGCUUAUUUUAUAUACCCAUAAGCAAUGUAUAGGUUUUGUGAAAUACAGUCACUGAGGAUUAUAUAUCAAUAUAUGUGCAUGGCCAUUAAAUAAUUUUUUUGUAAUGUUUAUAAUAUUGUUCUCAGGUAUUUGUGUAUGAAUUACUGCAUUGAGAGACUGAAAGAGACUGAAAGCAAUUCAAAUUUCUCAUUUUAACGAUUAAAACCUUAUUACAUAGAGUCCCUUUUGUAUCUUAAAAACCUUUCCUUAUAACUUUCUUUUGAUCUUCUCUGCCUGUGACCUUGUUUGACAGUUCUGACUUUGGUGAUUGUUUCCCUGAGGUAACAUGACAUCUUGGUUUGGCAGGGAAUACUUUGGAAACAGGGCAGUUGCCAGUGUAAUUGCAGCUGUGGAGAGUACAGUUGACCUGUAAUUUCCAAUUUAAGCGGUAAGGUGGUAACCCUGCCCCUCCUACAAGGAUUCUUCCAGAUGAAUGUUGGGAGUUUUCCAAGAAGUGAUGUACAGUUAGAGUGUGUGCUGGAAAGGUCAGCAAGUGGGCCCUGUAAUGUGCUGUACAAAGCUAUCCGGGGUGCUGUUUCAGGUGCUGACCGGGGCUUCUCCUGCCUCUGCGCUCAGGUUGUCACACUACACAAACACACUGCCUGUUUUACUGGUCAACCAACUGGCAUUUCUCUUUAACAACCUCUUUAUGGCUGUUUCAUUAAUUGUGUAUUUGGAGGGUUCCACCCAUUCCAUACAGACAUGAUACACAUACAAACAUAGCACACAUAACAAACAUACAGUGGUAAGAAGAAUACAGAGGCAGACACAUAAGGCACACGCCGUGUAGCUAACGUUUCCCUGUGUUGUUUUCAUCCCUGCCAUUGGCAUCUUCUUCCUUUUUCAUCUUUAAUGAUCUUGAUCCAUGUUAGAAAAGUGUAUUUCUUUAAUAUUGUUACACUGUUGAUUGACUUAAAUUGCCACUAAAUCAAAUCUUAGUAAUUCAUGGGAAGUCGGAGCUCUGAUUUAUGGGGUAGUAUGGCGCAGAUAGGGAUAGUGUCACGUCCAUGUCCGUGUCCCAAUGUUUUCCCUGUGUGUUCUCCGUGUCUGUGAUUACCUUCAUCUGUGUCUGUGUGUUAGUUUUGGUUUGCUAAUUGAUUGGAUUAGUUUCACCUGUCUCUGGUUUGGUCCUUGUGUGUAUUUAUGGUUUCUUCCUUGGUUUGUCUUUGUCUGAUCCUUGUCUUGAUGUGUGAGUAGUUCCCUGUGUUCCUGAAUACUUUGAUUAAUAAACCCUUUCUUGGU
Hypomesus transpacificus is the source of this 4067-nucleotide messenger RNA. RefSeq names its product zinc finger and BTB domain containing 49 (gene zbtb49). Gene Ontology annotation, cellular component: nucleus. Gene Ontology annotation, molecular function: protein binding; DNA-binding transcription factor activity, RNA polymerase II-specific; RNA polymerase II cis-regulatory region sequence-specific DNA binding. Bases 257 to 2599 code for a protein of 780 amino acids. The record is from RefSeq and is a predicted model, not a curated record. The transcript has 8 exons. Gene Ontology annotation, biological process: regulation of transcription by RNA polymerase II. NCBI's taxonomy places the organism in Eukaryota, Metazoa, Chordata, Actinopteri, Osmeriformes, Osmeridae.